CACCUGCUUUAUAUGACACAGAGCGCCUGCUCUAUUUGUCGGAGACCAAGAGACGAGCCAGCACGGGUGGAAAUAUUUAUCGAUGCUCUCCACCUAAUGUGACAUUUUCAUAUAACACUCGAAAUUACCAGCUGAAGCAAUGGGAGCGUUUGGAGUGGUAAUAGGGAUUUUACAUUACGCGGGACUUUAUAUUCAACUUAACACCGCUUUCAAGACGGUCGGACACGCCGAGGUAGACAACCUCAUCUCUGGAAAUGCUCUCUUCACAGAGGUGCCUCAUGACAUCACGACGCAGAGCGGUGAGGAUGUAGAGAUGGCCUGCUCCUUUCGCGGAGCGGGCUCUCCCUCCUACUCCCUCGAGAUCCAGUGGUGGUACAUUAAGAACCACAGAAACUGGCAAGAGAAGCCUGCCUGGAUCACUAAUCAAGUUGUGCCCCUGGAGGAGACGUCCAAAGAUGCCACCAAAAUUAGUGUGGUGAAAGUGGUUGGUAGCAACAUCUCCCACAAGCUCCGCCUGUCCAGCGUCAAGCCGUCAGAUGAGGGCACGUACGAGUGUCGCGUCAUUGACUUCAGCGGCACUGUGGCGCAGCACCAUCGCGUUCGUGCCUACCUGCAGGUGGAGGCCGAGAGAAGCCAGGGCUCUGGGUUGGAAGACACCCAGCCUCAGCAGCCAGGGCGCCGGGCGCAGGGGAGAUCAGGCCACCCCCACCACCAUCACCACCACCAGACAGAGGACAGGGAACUGAAGAGGAGAUCGGCUGAUAGCACCACUGACUGCAAUGAGAGCUGUGUGCUUUAGAGCGGUCCAUCUGUCUGUCUGCAAACACACCGGUGUUAUGUGUGCAGAAAUGGAGGAAGAGGAGUGCAUGUUCCUGAUUUAUCUCUUAAGAGGCAAGGUCAUUAACUUAGACUUCAUCAUGGAGGGCAGGCGUGGACCAUAACUGGACCCUUUGUGUUGCAGCUACAUGUUAAUCUGUCAGCUCAGUUGCUGAUUUGUUUGUCUGUCUUUAUUAAUAUGGUUGUUUGGAUGCCAAUGCUGUUGAAUGCCAAUAAAGGGCAUGAUUAUAUUGCCAAUACACAAACAUGUUCUCUUUGCUGAUGUUAUUUGUCCGUUUUUUCCCCACUUCAUUGAGUUGAUGUUUAUGUAACCAUGAGGCUGUUAUGAGCAAGAAGAACAAGUUUUUGUCUGAGCAGGACCCCGUUGGUGGCCUCGAGAUAACUAGCACCCAAAUUUUAGUGGAACGUCACGGUUGUCAUGGAAAAACAUAGCAAAUAAGAGAUACACAGUCAUGGUUCACUGAUACAGCUAUAUCAAAAUUGCUCUCAAACAGACACUCUGCUUUUAAAAUGCCUCCGCUAUCUACUGUCUUUUACUAAAACAUAUGCCAAAAGCUGCAGUAUUUCAAAGUAAAUGCUUUCUAAUGAAUGGAGAAUGAAUGCCAUUUUUUCAUUUAUUGAAACAACUUUUUAAAAAGUGGUUUACGUAAACUUUGUUUCAACAUUUUGAAAGAAAACUAUCUGUAUUUUAAAGGCGUAGCUUUCUAAACCACAACUAGAAUGUCUGUGUGAAUACAAAUGUUUGCCUUCACCAUGUCGAGAUGAUUUGUAUAUUCCUGUGUGUAUUCACUCUUUACACUGUAGACGGUACACUGUUAUCACUAAAAUACAGUUGAUUCUGUGCUGCUUAACCAAAUGAUCCAAGAAACACAAUACUAUGAUAAUUAUUCUAAACCUUUGUCACCAUUUUCUCAUGUACAAUAUAACUUUUUGCCAACAUUUUUACAUGGAAGACUGUCAAGUUCUUCAUCUCUGUAUUACAUUUCUCUUUUUGACUGUGUUUGUUCUAAGU
Myripristis murdjan (pinecone soldierfish) is the source of this 1849-nucleotide messenger RNA. It is a transcript of the gene vstm2lb, whose product is annotated as V-set and transmembrane domain containing 2 like b. Lineage: Eukaryota; Metazoa; Chordata; Actinopteri; Holocentriformes; Holocentridae. The transcript is spliced from 4 exons. Bases 140 to 799 code for a protein of 219 amino acids. Gene Ontology annotation, cellular component: membrane. The record is from RefSeq and is a predicted model, not a curated record.